Molecule: messenger RNA, 2006 nt
Organism: Coregonus clupeaformis (lake whitefish)
Lineage: Eukaryota; Metazoa; Chordata; Actinopteri; Salmoniformes; Salmonidae
Product: histone H1-like
Exons: 3
Coding region: 594-1673 (359 amino acids)
Biological process (GO): nucleosome assembly
Cellular component (GO): nucleosome
Molecular function (GO): DNA binding
Source: RefSeq, a predicted model, not a curated record
CAUCGUAACCGACUUCAGUGGGCAAAUAUUCACCUUCGAUGGCCGCUGGCAUGCUGGAGAAGUGUACUCUUCAUGGAUUAAUCAGUUUCAACUGUACAGGGCAGAUGGCAGACCGCGUAUAUGGCGUCGUGUGGGCGAGCGGUUUGCUGAUGUCAACGUUGUGAACAGGGCCCCUUGGUGGUGGGGUUAUGGUAUGGGCAGGCAUAAGCUACGGACAAUGAACACAAUUGCACUCACAGACCGUAGUUUUAUUAUAGGCAAAUAAGCGCCACCAACCGGUACUCGCACACACCUAGGAGUUACUUGCAGUAAGUAGCUAGCUCAAACCUACAGAGUAUUUUGGUUGCUUGCUUCUGGUGACCCGUCCCACGUUAAAUAUAAUUAUCGAACGACCGUUUAAUUAUAUAUAUAUUUUUUCGAACGACCGUUUGAAAACUGAAAUUGUUGUUUUUUGAAAAUGGAAAUUGACAACACAACUUUGUCAUCAUUUCGAUCGCUAACGUAUCCCACUUUCCCAACUCUGUCUGACCUUAUAACGUUAGCUAGCUAUCUUUACUUUGUGAUUUGCUCGCCCACAACUUGUAAUCAAGGAUAUGCCUAGAAACGACCGCAACAAGAAAGAUGUCAAACGAGAAAGAAAAAGGAAAGUUAACAUAGAAUCAAAGGGAACAGUUACAGUAAUCAACGGAGGACAAGAGAAAGUUCAACGUAAACCGCCAGUAAAACCACCGGUCAAGUCACCGGUGAAGCAGCAAACAAAGCCAGUAAAAAAUCCAGGUGGUCGGGGCCUUGGGAAAGCAGGAGCUAGACGUUUGGGUCAGCUAUUGAAGCGUGCAAUCCAAGAGAAGAAGAAUGUUACAGGAAACGAAAAAGUGCCUUUGCCAACGACCCCAGUUCGCCUGUUCAAGUACCAGACACAGGCAGAGGCUGCAUCUGCACCCAAAACCAACGAUGCAAGGCGUGUGGCUACCCGGGUCUCCCAGCUCAUCCUUCGGGUAAUCUCCCAGUGCAAGCACCGGGGUGGCAUCUCCAUGGUGGACCUCAAGCAUGCCCUGGCUGCUGGUGGCUAUGAUGUCACCAAGAACAACACCCGUGUGAACUUAGCAGUGAAAGGCCUGGUGAGGAAGGAGACACUGGUGCAGACUACUGGAGCUGGUGCAUCUGGGUCAUUUAAACUCAACAAAAAGAAACUGACGUAUGAGAAGAGAGUUAAGACAAGAGCCAUGAGAGACCGUGCAGCAGUCGAGAGGGCCAAGCAGAAAAAAACAACUAAACCAACAGGAAAAGCAGUGAAACCACCAGGAAAAACUAAACCAACAGGAAAAGCAGUGAAACCACCAGGAAAAACUAAACCAGCAGGAAAAGCGGUGAAACCAGCAAGAAAACCAGCUAGCAAGGACAAAACAGUUGUAGAAAAGGCUCAAAGGGAAAUAGGAGAUAGACCAAAACAAGUAGGCAAAAGCCACAAACCAGCAGGACAAGCAUCAAAAUCACCAGCCAAUGUCCAAAAAACAGGCUGCAAAGCCCCUAAACCUGCAGGAAAGGCCUUGAAAGCAGCCAAUCAGAAAACUUGCAAAAUGGUUGUAACCCCCAAUACAAAGCCACAGAUAAAGCGACCUAGGGUUGCCAAAAGACGUGCUUCCUUGUGGAAAUGUACCGAGAGUAUGGACUAAAAGAGUAAUGUCAGUAGUAGAUUUAGGUCAAACUACCGUAACCUUACAAUGUUAUAUUUUGUCAAUCAAAUCAUUAUUAUUGGUUUUAUUAUAUUACUCACAAAUUACAUGUAUAUCGAGUGAUUAUUCAACCAGUAUUACAUCAAAACAUGAUUUGUCCCCAUCAUGAGUGUUGAAUAGUUUUGUUCCCUACUCUCCUAGUCUCUUUGACAAGGAACAACUGAAACCUGAGGACAAACUAUACCGUUUAUUUCCACUGUAUAACCAUGCGAACAAUGGUGCACUGAAUACAUGUAAAAAAGCAAAACAAAUACAAGAAAAGUAGGAAGACUA